Messenger RNA from Plasmodium vivax (malaria parasite P. vivax), 1078 nucleotides. Its product is annotated as exosome complex exonuclease rrp41, putative. NCBI's taxonomy places the organism in Eukaryota, Apicomplexa, Aconoidasida, Haemosporida, Plasmodiidae. The transcript has a single exon. Gene Ontology annotation, cellular component: cytoplasmic exosome (RNase complex); nuclear exosome (RNase complex); nucleolus. The record is from RefSeq and is a predicted model, not a curated record. Gene Ontology annotation, biological process: nuclear mRNA surveillance; rRNA catabolic process; U4 snRNA 3'-end processing. The coding region runs from base 338 to 1078 and encodes 246 amino acids.
AUAACAUGGUGAUCCUUUCUUGUUUUCUUCUCUUUUUCUUCUCUUUUUCUUCUCCUGUUUUGCUUCUCCCUUUUUUCUUCCCCUUUUUUUCCCCCUCGCAAAGGCAUCAAAUGUCAUCACCCUCCACAAUGCGCAGCUUUUGCGGACCCCAUUUUAAGUCAGCAAAAAGGGGUCCUCCGUAAAAAGCGCGAUACGUAUAUGUACACCAUAUUGACCGCAAAGGGGAAAGGCCAUUUUCUCCCCCUAUCAUUCCUCCCCUACUUUUCUUCGCCUAUUAUUCCCCCCCCCAUCAUUCCUCUCCCACUUGUCACUCCCCAACAAACACGCACCUUUCGGUAUGCCGCUCGUGGAGUACGUCAAUGAGGAGGGGUACAGACUUGACGGGCGAAAGGAAGACGAGUGCAGGUUGAUAAAAAUCAACGUGGGGAACGAAAAUAUAUUUACGGACGCAGACGGAUUUGCAUUUUACGAAAUAGGAAACACAAAACUGUUGUCGUACAUACAAGGACCAACUGAACUGAAGAAGUCGGAAGAAAAGUGCUCAAUAAAAUGUGAAGUGUUCCUCUCUCCAUUUAAUGUGUAUGAAAAAAAAAAAAAAAAAACCAAAGAUAGCGUAACAAAUGAAAUAAGUGCGUACAUAAGAAAUAUCUGUGAAAAUAUUAUCCUCCUGGAUUUAUAUAAAAAUUCAGAAAUAAAUAUUUUCCUUUACAUAAUAGAGCGUGAUGGAGGGGUGAAGCAUGCCGCCAUAAACACCUGCAUCCUGGCAUUAAUUGACGCAGGCAUAGCGAUUAAGUACUUUAUAUCUGCCUGCUCAGUUCUGUUCUUACAAAAUCGUAUCCUUGUGGAUGGGAACCAAUUAGAAAUUAACUCGGGUGCCCCCGAACUGACUAUGGUCAUUGAACUUAACACGCAUAAAAUUGUUUUGCUAGAAUUUGAUGCGGAGGUCCCUAUAGACAUUUUCGAAGCCAUGGUUCGCACCUGCAUGGAUUGCUGUAUCAAUCUGGGCAACGUCAUGAAAUUAACUGUGAAGGAAAACGCCAUCAAGCUGUUGUGUUUAAAUAAUAUGUUAAACGCCUGA